Molecule: messenger RNA, 2225 nt
Organism: Elgaria multicarinata webbii
Lineage: Eukaryota; Metazoa; Chordata; Lepidosauria; Squamata; Anguidae
Gene: TTC24
Product: tetratricopeptide repeat domain 24
Exons: 11
Coding region: 34-1857 (607 amino acids)
Molecular function (GO): protein binding
Source: RefSeq, a predicted model, not a curated record
GCUGCGGAACCAGAGAAGGCCUGUGAGGAGCUCAUGAGAAGAGAAGCCGAGAUUGAAGGCCUCACCAAGUCCGGCCACCAGGCCCUGGUGCUUGGCAAUGUGGAGGAGGCCUUGUCGUGCCUCAAGAAGGCUUUUGACCUCUCCGUGGAAACCCCGAGUCCGCAGGCCCAGAAGGUGUGCGCUUUCAAUCUCGGUGCAGCCUAUGUGGAGGCCGGCAUACCGGAGAAAGGCCUGGAGUUCCUCCUGCAAUCCCAGCCUGGGGAGGGGGAAGCCGCUGAGCACCACGGGGACCUUUUCUUCAACAUCGGAGCUGCCCACGAGGCCCUGCGGGAUUUCCCCAAGGCCUUGGAGUCUUUCCGCAAGGCCCAGGGCCAUUACCAUUCCAUCCAGGCUGGUUGCGAGGCUGGCACCUAUAUGAAGAUGGGCUACUGUUAUCUAGGCAUGGAAGACCCUUCGCGGGCCGCCCAGUGCUUCCUGGGAGCCGGCCGGGCCUACGCAGAAGUGGAGAGCCUGGAGGCUGCUGCAGUAGCCCUCAGCGAAGCGGGCAACCAGAUGCUGCAGAGCCGACAGCACGGGGCCAGUGAAAUCGUCAAGGUGUUGAACGAGUGUCGCUUGAUGUGUGAGCAAAUCCCAAACAGAGCCUUUCUCGGAAAGCUCUACAAUGAUAUUGGGCUCAUCUUCUCCCAGCUCAAAAUCUUCUCCUUGGCGGCUGAAAGCUUUGAGAGGGCUCUCCCACUCUGCCAAACAGAUGCUGAUGACCCACGCAGAGAAGCGGCUGUCCUUCAGAACCUUGGAGCCACACAUAAUACCCUUGGGGAUUUCUGCGCGGCCAUGGGCUUCCACCAGAGAGCCGCUUCCUUGCACAGUACCCUGGGGAACAGGAGAGCCCAAGGGCAGUGUUUUGGCAACUUGGCCUAUGCAUUUAGCCAACUGGGUGAUCAUGAAGCUGCUGGGGAAAAUUACCUCCACGCACUCCAGGCCUUCAAGGACUCAGAUGACCUUCAAGGCCAGUGGCAAGCUUGCGAAGGGCUGGGGGCAUCACACUUCCACCUGGGAGACCCCGGAAAGGCCAUUUUGUAUUAUAAAGAGGCACUAACUUUGAUCUCUAAAUGCCAGGACAUCUCAGAAACAGCACCAGAGCGAAUCGUGAACAAACUUACAGAUGCCCUCCAGUACAAGCUGUCUAUGAACAGCCGGAUCUCCUGUGGCGAUGGGAUUAUGCCAUCUGCUCCCAUGAAGCACUUCUCUACCUCCCAGGCCCCAAGCCAGGUUCACUUUGCGAUGUCGCUGCAUCACAAGAAAGAGAACCUCCCUCCGGCAGCAGGCCGCCUACAUGAGUCGUCUGUCGCACAACACUGCCACCAAGCUGAGAAGCCUCCUGCCUCUGCCCCAUUGAAUCAGAGAGCACUUCAGUGGGGCGAAGUUGCAGUCCCUCAGACUAACCAGCUGCAACCACAGCAGGCAGGACCUGGGGCAUCAGCUGCAGCUGCGCUGGCAACCCAGGAAAGCAGUGCUUUCACUCUUGGCAUUCCGAAUGGACACGCAGUGAUGGUCAGCAACAGCACGGAAGACCCCGCACAGCCUGCAGCCCUUCCUGACUCUCACAACCAGGUGCAGGCUAGCAGCAAUCUCAACACUUUUCCAUACCCGGAUCCCUUCUACCACAGCUGCCUCCAGAACAGGAAGUUCCAUCACUCACAAAGAUCAGGCCACCACGAGUGCGAAACUGUCCGGCUGAGGAUGAGGACUUUGGACAGGGCAGCAGCUUCUGCAGCUCACUUCCCCAGCCGAAGUUUGGAGCCCAGCCAACAGGGAUGGAGGAGCAGGUUCAAAUCCACCGUGUGUGUCCUGAUGUGACAGCACCUUGGCGCUGGACCGACCAACUGAGAGGCGUUCAAGAGGUGUUGUGUCAUUCCGGUCGGGAAAGGAACGCCACCCGCAAACUCCAGUACGCAGAUGCUCUGAUGGACACGAGGAGCCUGUUGGUCAGGCCAAAGUGGGUCGAUCUUGUCCCCCAACCUGUCCUCAACAGGGGUUCACGUUCAAUGCGCCUGUGAUGAUUCCAGACACCCCAACAUUGUCAGUGCACUGAUGGCACCAGUUUCAACACAGAGGUCUUGGACCUUUUCUGUCUUCCGUUGAUGAUCACUCUGCCCAAGACCGAAUCAUCAUUGUCUGCUGAGGCAUGGCACCUGCACAGCCGGCAGGAACAUGACAAGAGUCCA